Messenger RNA from Phytophthora infestans T30-4, 525 nucleotides. RefSeq lists its product as uncharacterized. The record is from RefSeq and is a predicted model, not a curated record. The transcript is spliced from 3 exons. Lineage: Eukaryota; Oomycota; Peronosporomycetes; Peronosporales; Peronosporaceae. Bases 1 to 525 code for a protein of 174 amino acids.
AUGCCCAGCUCACGUCGUAGUUAUACUGUCAUGCAGAAACUCUUGAUUCUUGAAGAAUACCAGUGUGGUGUCCAAGGAAAAGGUUUUCAUGCUGUUGGUAAACGACAUGGUAGGCUUUAUAAGUGGGCCGCGUAUCGGAACAGCAAAGACUUACGAGUGAAAGACUCGUACAUUAGACUACAAGCAGCCAACAUUUAUCGUGAACUGCACGGCAAUGAUGCAAUUGGCUUCGAAGCCUCAUCAGACUGGUUAGCGAGGUUCAAGGGGCGUCGAAACUUGGUAUCUCGUCGACAGACUACAACACGGACUCUAACGGCAGAUGCACCCGCUAUUUGCCAGCGGUUUAUCCAGCAAGCCCAGCGCCUCAUCGCGAAGCAUGGGAUCAAGACUAAGAACAUUAUUAACAUGGACCAAGUCCCCCGCUACUUCGAGACUGAACCAAAGUCAGCGAUAACUACGUGUGGAUCUCGAGCGCUUCUGUUACGAAAGGGCGGUUCCAGCUACAAACGCUUCACCGCAACCUGA